Molecule: messenger RNA, 683 nt
Organism: Aegilops tauschii subsp. strangulata
Lineage: Eukaryota; Viridiplantae; Streptophyta; Magnoliopsida; Poales; Poaceae
Product: fatty acyl-CoA reductase 2, chloroplastic-like
Biological process (GO): long-chain fatty-acyl-CoA metabolic process; suberin biosynthetic process
Cellular component (GO): intracellular membrane-bounded organelle
Molecular function (GO): alcohol-forming very long-chain fatty acyl-CoA reductase (NADP+) activity
Source: RefSeq, a predicted model, not a curated record
AGUUGGUUCAAUGGUCGACCUCCACUUGUUUGACAAAUAAAACCCAGGAUGCUUGAUCCGAUUAUGUUGUACUACGCUAAAGGCCGGUUGAGCGGGUUCCCUGCCGACGGUGACGGUGUCGUUGACGUGGUAAUUAUGUACUAGCUUGGCAUAAUAUAAUAUGGUGGUUCAGUUUCAGCUGGUAAUAAAUGGUGAUGAUUGAAAUGGAUCCCUUGUCCCUCCGUCAGGUUCCGGCAGACAUGGUGGUGAACGCGACCCUCGCAGCGGUGGCGAAGCACGCUCAGGCCCUAGGUGCGGCACCGGAGAUGCACAUCUACCAUGUGGGAUCAUCGACGGCGAAGCCGCUGAUUUGGCGCGACAUGUUCACGUUCUUUUUCCAGCACUUCACGAGGUACCCCUUCAACCUGGCGUCGGGGCAGCCAAUCAAGGUGGCGCCGAUGAGGCUCUUUGGCAGCAUCGAGCAGUUCGACAGCAACGUUGAGAGGGACGUGCUGCUCUGGGGCACCGGCGAGACGCUCUCGCCUCGGGCGCGGAUGCUUUUCAGCAAGUACGCCGAGAAGAUCACCCACCUCGCCCGCAUGUACCAACCCUACGGCUUCUAUGGUUGCAGGUUGAUCUGCAUUGGAGAAACCAUGCAUGUAUAAGUCCGUGCUCAAUGGCCUAGACAAACUAAUAAUGGAGGC